UCUCUUUAUCUGAUUCUUUCUGAACAAACAGCCACACACAGCACACCUCUUAACCUGUACUGCCAUGCUCUGUCACAGCUCUUCCUUCAUCUGGAGCUUCAUGUCUUUGUUAACACUUUAUCAAGUUCAUGCUGCGUCUCAAAUCAUUUGUCAACCAGGUCAGAGGCUCACACGCUCAAAGACCAGUUGUGAACCCUGUCCUCCUAACCAAUACAACCCUAAAUCAAGUUCGAGUACAGAGUGCCGAAACUGUGAACCUUGUGGAUUGUACAGUUAUCAAGUUAUGUCCUGCACACCAAAAAAUAAUACUAAGUGUCAUUGCUAUGAUGGUUUUAUUCCUUACGACAAAACGGGGAGAAGAUGCCAAUGCCAAAUUGGUUCAGGGAUAAAGAUGUCAGGAAAAGGAAAACCUGUCUGUGAGAAAUGUCCACCUAAAACUGCCACUUCUGAAAUUAACUCUCAGUGUCAGCCACAGCACACGCAGAAAAUUCCAGGAAAUGCCACUUCUGAAGUCAAUUGCGGAAACGAACAGAAAACAGUAGUACCUCCUUCCUCCUCUCUGGCUUUUUCUCAGACAUCCUCCAGCACAUCGACUACAGCAGCUACAACUACCAGUGUCUUAACUACCAGCACAAAUUCCAUUACUGAGCUGCAUCACAGCAGGAAGCAUGCCCUCUGGCUGGCGUUUCUGGCAGCUUUUCUGCUUCUCAUCCUCAUAUUGAAGCUCAGCAGGUGUCCAAAGAAAAAGACUGACAUAGUACGACAAGGUAGCGAGUGUGGAAAGCCGGUUGAAGAAUCAGGCGAGAAAUUCAUUCCUGCCAUCUAACCCUUUUCUUAAUGCCAGAAUUAAACAGUGCAAUGACUAAAAAAUCAGCAGUAGGUAUUAUAUACCAAUGAGACCACAGUGUUUUAACUGCACUUUACAUUGUAAUAGCUCUGGUACAUUCAGUCUGUUCCAUGACUAUAAGAAACUGAAAGGGAGUGAUAUGAUUAUCAGAUGUCCCAUUUAAAGAAACUUAAUUAUCAUAGAGCGUGGUGUUUUUUCCCCACACUUCAUUUAAAUGUCUGCCUAGAACAUUGUGAUUACGUUAUCCUUUUAUAGGAAUUAUUUAAGUGUUGUUCUUUUCAUUAUUUUGUAUGCAAUGUUUAUUUUUCUUUCAUAAAGUUUGUCUUUUAUUUUACAUAUAAAUCUAACUAGAAAUGCUAGAACAUACUAAGUCAUGUAGGAAGAUGUUGUCUAUUAGAACCAUCUUUGAAACUAGUGUGUAGCUGCUGAAAACAUUACUGUGAAGCUAUGACCUUUUACUGGUGUUUCCAAAAUGCCCUUCUAUUUUACCACAAAAUGUUUCUGUGCCUUGUGAUGACUCACACGCUCCUGAGAAACCAAACUUGGAUAAUAUGUAGGCUUAGGACAAACUGAGAACGAUUAGUCUAGUUGUAUUGUAUUGUAUUGUAUUGUAUUGUAUUGUUUUGUUUUGUGUUGUGUUGUGUUGUGUUGUGUUGUGUUUUGUGUUUUGUGUUUUGUUUUGUUUUGUUUUUUGUUUUGUUUUGUUUCAUGGAUAUUAGUAAAAGUGGACUGCACUGUUGAUAUGAAGAAGUGUUUUUAAAUGUAAAUAGAUUAAAGAAAAAGCUCUUUUGUUAUUUGGAGAGAUCAAGUAUUCAAGUAUUUGCACAGUUCAAGUAUUCUUCGGGAUUAUGUUCUACGGUAUUAUUUGUCAUUUCUUUGACAUCAUAUGUACAUCUUUUUUUACAGUUUGACUAUAGAACGGAUUUCUAUUUUUAUUUAGUAUUUCUUAUUAAAAUCCAUUAAAACAUGG
Molecule: messenger RNA, 1817 nt
Organism: Hemibagrus wyckioides
Lineage: Eukaryota; Metazoa; Chordata; Actinopteri; Siluriformes; Bagridae
Product: tumor necrosis factor receptor superfamily member 9
Exons: 7
Coding region: 65-826 (253 amino acids)
Biological process (GO): regulation of cell population proliferation
Cellular component (GO): external side of plasma membrane
Molecular function (GO): cytokine binding; signaling receptor activity
Source: RefSeq, a predicted model, not a curated record